UCGUAGUAGUAGCUAGAGCUAGCUAGGUCUCCUCGACGGCUCGACCCCAGUCUCAGUAGUUUCUCUUCAAGAAUCAAGAUGUCGCAGAGGCCGGGGAGGCACCAGAGGAGGGCGUCGCAGAGCGUGUUCUCGCUGCCGGAGAACUUCGCCAGCCUGGAGGACGUGCCGGCCGACGGCGUCGGCGAGCAGCGGAAGCCCGCCGCGGCGGGGGCGGACGCCUCCGAGCAGCAGCCCGCGAGGGCGCCGGCGGGGCGCCACCGGCGGGCAAUGUCGAUGGCCGUGCCCUCCAGGGACCUGGACAUGAUCGCGGAGGACAUGGGAAGCUACAAGUACGGCGCCUGAUUAGUAGCUGUGUAGUUCACGUUUGUGUGUACGUACGUACGAGUUCUUCCCUGGCUGUUGGGUAGUGUCCUGUUCUGUUCGCCGUUUGGUAGUGUUGUUCUGUGCUUUGUUUUUCGUGCUUCUCUGAAUGUGUACUCCUUCCUUAAUUUGCUUGCCUGACCAGAGUAAAGAAAUCCCGCUGUUGCAAA
This is a messenger RNA of Triticum aestivum (bread wheat), 530 nucleotides long. RefSeq lists its product as uncharacterized. The transcript has a single exon. NCBI's taxonomy places the organism in Eukaryota, Viridiplantae, Streptophyta, Magnoliopsida, Poales, Poaceae. Bases 79 to 342 code for a protein of 87 amino acids. The record is from RefSeq and is a predicted model, not a curated record.